Messenger RNA from Rhinopithecus roxellana (golden snub-nosed monkey), 560 nucleotides. Its product is annotated as ubiquitin-conjugating enzyme E2 C-like. Bases 1 to 540 code for a protein of 179 amino acids. The transcript has a single exon. The record is from RefSeq and is a predicted model, not a curated record. Lineage: Eukaryota; Metazoa; Chordata; Mammalia; Primates; Cercopithecidae.
AUGGCUUCCCAAAACUGCCACCCAGCAGCCACUAGGGUCACCGCCUCCCUUAAAGGAGCCAAGCCGAGCACGGGAACCGCCUGGGGUCCCGUGGACAAAAGGCUACAGCAGGAGCUGAUGGCCCUCAUGAUGUCUGGUGAUAAAGGGAUUUCUGCCUUCCCUGAAUCAGACAACCUUUUCAAAUGGGUAGGGACCAUCCAUGAAGCAGCUGGAACAGUAUAUGAAGACCUGAGGUAUAAGCUCUCACUAGAGUUCCCCAGUGGCUACCCUUACAAUGCACCCACGGUGAAAUUCCUCACACCCUGCUACCACCCCAACGUGGACACCCAGGGUAACAUAUGCCUGGACAUCCUGAAGGACAAGUGGUCUGCCCUAUAUGACGUCAGGACCAUUCUGCUGUCCAUCCAGAGCCUUCUAGGAAAACCCAACAUUGAUAGUCCCUUGAACACACAUGCUGCCGAGCUCUGGAAAAACCCCACAGCUUUUAAGAAGUACCUGCAAGAAACCUACUCAAAGCAGGUCACCAGCCAGGAGCCCUGACCCAGGCUGCCCAGCCUGUC